This is a messenger RNA of Cajanus cajan (pigeon pea), 1140 nucleotides long. The record is from RefSeq and is a predicted model, not a curated record. NCBI's taxonomy places the organism in Eukaryota, Viridiplantae, Streptophyta, Magnoliopsida, Fabales, Fabaceae.
UUAUUCAAUCAUUCUAUAUGAAAAUAUGUAACCAAUUUUAGUAUGCAUGUGUAUACCUGGAAUUUUCAUUUAUAGAAAUUGAAAUUUUGGUGAAGCAAUGCAAUGAUAUCAACCUUCACAUAUAUAUUAUGCAUAAAUUGGUUCUUCAAGUGUUACUUGCCAAUUAUUUUUUUUGGAGUGACUCUGCUAGCUGAACUACUCAAGUGGCCAUCAAACCAAUCUGGUUUUAUGUAGAUUGACUUCAACACAUGAACUGGAGUAGCCUGGCAGUUGAGCUGAUGAACCUGUGUGAAUUGAGUCCUUUGACUGGUCAACUGGACAUUCAUUAUUUUAAAAUAUUUCCUAUCAAUUGUUAUUCAAUUUAAAUUAUAAACUAGUAACCAUGUGUGCUUACUAUUUGUUCCAUUGGAUUCUAAACUCUUGCUGUAUUUGAUAUUGAAAGUAAAUUUCAUGUCAAUGUGAUAAUGCAAAUACUUUAUGUAAUUCUUAGUUUCUCUUGUUUCUCUAUUUUUUAAAUUUUGAUACACAAUAACAGCUGCUACUCUGUCUUAUUUUGUGUUUCAUUCAAUUCAUUUUAUAGAAAUAUUCACAAAAGAGUGAUGGUUGUUUAAUAUUGAAUUGUUCAUUUUAUAUAGGCUUACAUGUGCCAAAAGUUGUCACCUGUAAAUGAGAUGUACUUUGCUAUAACACUGGAUCGAACAAGUGCUAGUCUAAUUAUUAUUGCUUGUAGAAAGGGAGGAACCAACAUUGAAGACCUUACAGAGAAAUUUCUAGACAUGAUUGCUAAGGGACCUAUUGGUUUUUUUGAAGGAAUUACUGAUGAAGAUGUUGCUAAGGUUGUUGAUGGUUUGGCUCCCAAAGUGGUAGAUAGAAAUAUAUAAGUCAAUUGAACAAUGAAGAAUUUGUAUAAACUUUUUGUUGUUUUUGACUACACGCUUUUGGAAGUAGGUAUAUGUAAGUUUUAGCUUAUACAAGUUUAUUUGGUUGGAUCCGAGACAUGCUUUGGGUAAGCCCUGCUUGGCAUGUUGCCACAAAGCAUUAUAAAGCAUUCUCUCUUUUUUGUAAUUAGUAAUAAAUAAUAAAAUGUUUGGCUUAAAGGAAUACCUUUUACUUAACAUGAUAAUAUAUUUAUAUUGAUAU